This is a messenger RNA of Chelmon rostratus (copperband butterflyfish), 832 nucleotides long. Its product is annotated as C-type lectin domain family 4 member E-like. The record is from RefSeq and is a predicted model, not a curated record. The transcript is spliced from 5 exons. Lineage: Eukaryota; Metazoa; Chordata; Actinopteri; Chaetodontiformes; Chaetodontidae. Bases 71 to 727 code for a protein of 218 amino acids.
CAGUAUAAAACACCCAGAGAGCAGAAGGAGCAAGUCAAAGUUUGGGAUAUUCUACCAGCCGGCAGACACCAUGAACCUCAUCCAAAGCAAAGGCGCCCUGGGAUUCAGAGGCCACGCCAUCCUCUGUGUUCUUGUCGGCCUGUUGUUUUCUGAAGCCUCCUCUCGUCCUGGAGACAGUCCAGAGGAAGAGGUAGCCUUACUAAAGCUGAAGCUAGACCUUCUGUCGAUUAAGUACAGAGACUUGUGUAAGCAGUACUCCAACAUGGCCCACAACUACUCAGCUCCAGUGAUCAGCUGCUCCACUGAGUGUCCCGACAAGUGGCUUCAUGUAGGGGACCAGUGCUUCUUCCUCGCCACUGACAAGUGGGACUGGUCAAAGAGUGCAGAGAAGUGUAAAGAGAUUGGCAGCCAUCUUGCCAUCUUGACCACCAGAGAGCAGCAUGAAGCGGUGGAAAAAGAAGGCAAGAGGAUUGGAGGGAUAUACACACACUACUGGAUCGGACUGACUGACGCUGAGAGUGAAGGAAACUGGACAUGGGUGGACAAGUCAGAACUUAACAACGCAUUUUGGAGCGUGACGCCAUCAGAGCCAGACAACAACCAGACCGGUGGGGCGGAGGGAGAGGACUGCGCCGUGGUGGACAGCUACACUCACAGCUGGUACGAUGUGCCCUGUUCCUUCACGUAUCCCCGAAUCUGUCAGAUGGACGCCACCCCGCUUGUGUGAGCCCCACCGCACUGCUGCAGGACCACCAUUCAAUUAUGUCAUAUAUUGACUGUUUAUUGAAAAAAUUCAGUGGCAAAUCUACAAAUAAACAAUUCUCUGACAAAA